AUGUACUUUACGUUUUUGAACAAUCUCUGUUUGUUAAAAUGCACGAUAUUGAUCGAAAAUCUGCAAAAUCGAAGGAAUCGAAGGGAAUGCCAAAUCGCCGUUUUCAUGAUAAUCCAAAAGGCAAUGUUAUCGAGGGGAAGGAUUGCAUUAUCAGCUUUGAAGAGGCUCUCUUUUGCAGACAUGGGAGUUCCAAUGUUUGUUAGGGGAAUCGGGAAUUACUCACCCGAGAGAAUCGCGCAGGCACGUAAGGAAAUCAAACGAUUCCAACGACUUGAUCAAUAUGCGAUCACGUUGGAUCAUCUUGAGGAGUUUGGACGAAACUGUGACGAAAAGAAAUUCCUGCUUUCGGCACAGUUCUGCUUUCGAGAGCUUCCUAUCCGCCUGGCAUACCGCAUUUUUGAUUUGGAAAACAUGCCUUACGGAAUGUCCGAAGUGAACACAACGAAGACGAUUCGAGAUUGGUACCUCUAUUCGUUUAUCGAUAUGCUGGAUUUUGGUCGUCCCAAAACCUACAAGGAAGCCGUGGAGUUCACAAAGGUUCUUCGAAACAUCUACGAUCGCCACAGCGGCACCAUGGAGAUGAUGGCUCGCUCCGUCUUCUCUCUCCGCCAGCGUCUCCAAGAAAAAGGCGCCGUCGAGAACGAGCUGGAGCCCUUAAAGCCCUAUCUGGAUUCGUUCUACACGAGCCGCAUCGGCAUUCGAAUUCUAUUAGAACAGCAUUUAUCGCUCGAAGAACAGAUGAAAAACCCGAUCCCUGGCUACACGGGCAUCAUCAAUCGCCACACCAACCCGCACGACGUGACGCAGCUCGCGAUAGAACAAGCGGAAUUUGUGUGCAAUCGGCAGUACGGGCAGACGGUUCCGGUGCAGGUUUAUUCGCAUAAGAACCGAUCGUUCUCGUAUAUUCCGAGCAUUUUACGCCACAUCCUGUUCGAAUUGCUGAAGAACAGCAUGCGUGCUACGGUGGAGGUGCACGAGCACGACGAUGAAUUGCCACCGAUUAAGGUGAUUAUUAGCGAUGGAGACACGAACGCGGACGUGAUCAUGAAGAUUAGCGAUGAAGGAGGCGGCAUUCAGAGGCGGAAUAUCAAUCGGAUUUGGGAUUAUUUCUAUACGACGUCGACGGUGAAUGCGUUUGAGAAGGACGGAACGGACUUUGGAGUGGAUUCGCCGAUGUGCGGGUUGGGAUAUGGACUGCCGCUGUCCAGACUGUACGCUCAGUACUUUGGAGGGUCGCUGGAGAUCGUGUCGAUCGAGGGGUAUGGGACGGAUGCUUAUUUGUACUUGAAACGAGUGGGAGAUCAUCAGGAACCGCUGCAGCAGUUGAUUAAGAAGCCCACGUUGUAG
This is a messenger RNA of Blastocystis hominis, 1347 nucleotides long. RefSeq lists its product as hypothetical. Lineage: Eukaryota; Bigyra; Opalinata; Blastocystidae. The record is from RefSeq and is a predicted model, not a curated record. The coding region runs from base 1 to 1347 and encodes 448 amino acids. The transcript has 8 exons. Gene Ontology annotation, cellular component: mitochondrion. Gene Ontology annotation, molecular function: pyruvate dehydrogenase (acetyl-transferring) kinase activity. Gene Ontology annotation, biological process: protein phosphorylation; regulation of glucose metabolic process.